Molecule: messenger RNA, 3060 nt
Organism: Lachancea thermotolerans CBS 6340
Lineage: Eukaryota; Fungi; Ascomycota; Saccharomycetes; Saccharomycetales; Saccharomycetaceae
Gene: GCV2
Product: glycine decarboxylase subunit P
Exons: 1
Coding region: 1-3060 (1019 amino acids)
Biological process (GO): glycine decarboxylation via glycine cleavage system
Cellular component (GO): glycine cleavage complex; mitochondrion
Molecular function (GO): glycine dehydrogenase (decarboxylating) activity; glycine binding; pyridoxal phosphate binding
Source: RefSeq, a predicted model, not a curated record
AUGCUGAGAUCAAGACUCUUGACGAGCACGAAAUUUAUCGCGCGCUCGCUGCACAGUGGGAGACCCUCUCUUUACGCAGCCAGCGUAGCUAAUGUGUCGUCUAACCAAUACGCUAAGAUUUACAAGCCUGCCGCGCGGUCCCUUGAACCGCUAGAUACGUUCCAGAGACGGCAUUUGGGGCCCAACCCGGAUAACGUGCAGGAUAUGCUAAAAACAAUGGGGUACGAGGACCUAGAUAAGUUCAUCGAAACGCUGGUGCCCCCACAGGUGUUGGAGAGGCGGCCACUGCAGCUGGAGGCCCCACAGAAGGGGUUUUCAGAGCAGGAAAUGCUACAGCACUUGCAGGAGAUUGCGAACAAAAACAAGUUCCAGGCCCGGAAUUUUAUAGGGAAGGGCUACUACGGCACAGUGCUGCCCCCUGUGAUCCAGAGAAAUCUACUUGAGUGUCCAGAGUGGUACACCUCGUACACGCCUUAUCAGCCCGAGAUUUCGCAGGGGCGACUGGAGUCGCUUCUGAACUUUCAGACGGUGGUUUCGGACUUGACUGGCCUGCCCGUCGCUAACGCAUCUUUGCUGGACGAAGGAACGGCCGCGGGUGAAGCUAUGCUUCUCUCUUUCAACACGGCCAAGAGAAAGAAGAGCAAGUUUAUUGUGGACAAGCGUUUGCACCCCCAAACCAAGUCAGUCUUGAAGACCCGGGCGACGCCCUUUAACAUCGAGCUCGUAGAGGUGGACCCACUGGAAGUCGAGGCGAACAAGACCAUCCUAGCGGACAAAGCCGUUUUCGGUGGCCUUAUCCAAUACCCUGCCACUGACGGUACCAUCAUUCCUGGUGAAAUAGUAAAGUCCAUUGCUGAAUCACUGCAUGCUAACAAGGCGCUAUUGUCGGUCGCCUCGGACCUAAUGGCUUUGACGCUUCUCAAGCCACCAUCAGAGUUUGGCGCGGACAUCGCUCUCGGGUCUUCGCAACGCUUCGGCGUGCCCUUCGGAUACGGUGGGCCUCACGCAGCUUUUUUCGCGGUCACCGAGAAGUUGAACAGAAAGAUUCCCGGUAGAAUUGUCGGUGUUUCAAAGGACCGCCUGGGCAGCCCCGCGUUGCGUCUAGCAUUGCAGACUAGAGAACAGCACAUUAAGCGUGACAAAGCUACUUCCAACAUUUGCACGGCGCAGGCACUUCUAGCAAACAUCGCUGCUAACUACUGUGUUUACCACGGUCCACAAGGCCUCAAAGACAUCGCUGGCAGAAUUUACGGAUUCACUACCGUUUUGGCAAACAAAAUCAGUGCCGAAACACCCCACACAGUGGUCAACAACACUUGGUUCGACACUUUGACCAUCAAGUUGGCCGAAGGUACGUCCUCCGAACGGCUGCUCAAGGCUGCGUACGAAAAGUACUCCAUCAACCUGUUUGGCGUUGACGAAAAUACCGUGUCCGUUUCUCUCGAUGAAACAGUGACUAGGAAAGACUUGCUAAACCUAUUACAGGUAUUUGGCGCUUCUGAAGAGCUUCCAGAGCUCCUACCAGAGUUCCCCGAGGAGCUCUCGCGGACGGACUCAAUCUUGUCAAACGAGGUCUUCAACCAGCACCACAGCGAAACUGCCAUGCUGAGGUACUUGCACCGCUUGCAAAGCCGCGACCUUUCCCUCGCAAACUCCAUGAUUCCGCUAGGGUCCUGUACAAUGAAGUUGAACUCGACCGUGGAGAUGAUGCCAGUUACCUGGCCACAGUUUGCUAACAUGCACCCAUUUCAGCCUGUCGAGCAGGCAGAGGGGUACCUUGAACUGAUCAAGUCUCUGGAAGCCGAUUUGGCGGACAUCACAGGCUUCGACAACGUUUCGCUGCAACCCAACUCCGGUGCGUCUGGCGAGUACGCCGGGCUGAGAGUUAUCAAAUCUUACCUUGAAGCUCAGGGCCAGUCACACCGUAACGUUUGUUUGAUCCCAAUCUCCGCCCAUGGCACCAACCCAGCGUCUGCAGCCAUGUGUGGCAUGAAGGUCGUUCCCGUCAACUGUCUUUCUGACGGUGCUUUGGACCUCCAAGACCUGGAAGCAAAAGCAGAGAAGCACAAGGACGAUCUGGCCGCCAUGAUGAUCACUUACCCAUCGACUUACGGUCUCUUCGGCCCUGGCAUCAGAGCGGCGAUCGACGCUGUACACAAGCACGGCGGCCAGGUGUACCUGGAUGGCGCCAACAUGAACGCCCAAGUGGGCCUCACUUCGCCUGGCGAUCUGGGCGCCGACGUGUGCCACUUGAAUCUCCACAAGACGUUCGCAAUCCCACACGGCGGUGGCGGGCCCGGUGUUGGCCCCAUCUGCGUUAAAUCGCACCUCGGACCAUUCCUGCCAGGCCAUGACCUCGUGAACAUCGCCACUGGCGCGCCCAGCGACCUCCGGAUUUCCGCAGUUGCAAGUGCGCCCUAUGGUAGCGCCUCGAUUCUGCCCAUCUCCUACGCAUACAUCAAGAUGAUGGGCUCCACCGGACUGCCCUUCUCCUCGGUCGUGGCCAUCCUCAACGCCAACUACAUGAUGUCACGCCUCAAGCCACACUACAGCAUCCUGUUUGCCGGCGACAACUCCACUACCAAGCACUGCGGACACGAGUUCAUCGUCGAUCUGCGUGAAUUCAAGGCCGCCGGCGUCGAGGCCAUCGACGUCGCGAAGCGUCUCCAGGACUACGGCUUCCACGCGCCCACUCUGGCCUUCCCUGUGCCAGGCACCCUGAUGGUCGAACCUACGGAGUCCGAGAACCUACAGGAGCUAGACCGCUUCGUGGACGCGCUGAUUGCCAUCCGCCGCGAGAUCGACCUCUAUGCUGCCGGCGACCCUAAGGGCGCCGUGCUCAAGAACGCGCCACACUCACUGACAGACCUCGUCUGCAGCACAGACUGGGACGCCCGCGGCUACUCCCGCGAGUUCGCGGCCUUCCCGCUGCCUUUCCUCAAGCACAACAAAUUCUGGCCUCCAGUCGCCCGUCUGGACGACACCUACGGCGACCUCAAUCUGAUCUGCACAUGUCCAUCUGUCGAAGACGUGGCCAACGACAAUGCCGAGCAUGACUAG